ACAGUACUUACAAGAGUGAACGAAUUAAACUGAAGUAAACGCCUCUAGAGGUGUCAUUAUGGCGGAAACGACUUUACUAAAGUCAGAAAUUGACAACAAACUAGAAAAGGAGAGACACAAUCUUCAGACGCUUAAUGAAGCUAUGAACAAAAGCAACAAUAACACACAGAACAUGUUGACAAUCUUGGAGAGUUUCCAGAACAGAUUGAAAAAGUUGGAAAGCACUGUUGAACCAGUCUACAAUGAAACAGAAAUGUUAAGGAGGAGACAAGAAAAUAUUGAAAGAACGACAAUGACAUUGGAGAAUGUUCUUGGUUACUACCACGUGAGCAGAGAAGUUGAGGUUCAGAUCAAAGAAGGUCCACACUCCUGUGGUCUCCAAAGUUAUCUGUUACAGAUGGACAGACUACUUCAGGCACAUAACUACUUUCAAAAACACAAUCCCACCAGUCUAGAGCUUGUUGAUGUUAUCCGAGUGUUUGAUGAAGGAAAGGAUGCUUUGCAGGUAGAGUUUCGUACCUUACUAGGACGCCAUGGCAGACCUGUCCCAGCUAUCACUAUUCUUAAUCACAUCAGUUCAUAUGAAGACUUACAACCAGGCGAGACAGAAACACCAUCAGAGAUAGAACACUUGCCAGAAAAGAUCAUCACUGAACUUGGUCAGAUAGCCAGGUGGCUGGUCACCAAUGGUCCCACCACUGACUUCCUUAAGGAUUACACAACCAUGCGAUCAUCCAUGAUGAUCAAAUCCCUUCAAUGUUUGAAGGAGCAUAUGAAAUCCUCUAGUGGUAGCAGUGUUAAUGCCCUAUUUCCUGGACAGCACUCGCCUGCAGCUACCAGCAAAUUUAGACCAAACAAAGACACGCCAGUAAGGAAAAGUAUGAGGAAAAUUGCACAUUCCUUUAGGAAGAAGGCAGCAACAGCUUUGAUACAGUCACCUUUUGAUCCAGGUCACCGACGCCAGGGUUCUUAUACAGAUGUUAUCAAAGAGGAGAGUCUGGAUGUGGAGAUAGAUAUUUACAUCACUGAGCUCACCGCACUUCUCAAACUCAUGCAGAGUGAGAACCAACUGAUGUCUGGCAUUGUCCCAGAGAAGCACCACCGCACUGUGUUUGAUGGUGUUGUACAACAGGCUAUUGAUGCAGUGGUCAGUGAGGGAGAGUUGUUGGCCAGUAAUGCCAAGAAGAAUAUUGUUAAACACGAAUUUAUGGCAGUGCUGUCCAUCUACCCUGUUGUGAAACACCUACGAACCAUCAGGCCAGAAUUUGACUACACUCUAGAGGGCUGUACGACCCCUACUCGAGCCAAACUAGUCUCUUUGUUGUCAACACUAGGAAGUACAGGAGCCAAAGCACUGGAGGAGUUUGUUGAGAGUAUAAAGAAUGAUCCAGACAAAGCCUCCAUGCCAAGAGAUGGUACAGUCCAUGAGUUAACAAAUCAUACUAUUAUAUUCCUGGAGCCACUCUUAGACUAUGCUGAUACUGCAGGUGCUAUGCUGUUAAUGCAUGGAGAACAAGCUGCUCCAUCUGAAGCUGUUGAUGCUAAGAAGAGUAAACUCAAGCUUGCAGAAUACUGUACCAAAGUUCUAUCGGCAUUGGGUCUGAAUCUGAGCAACAAAGCAGAGACCUAUAGUGAUCCAACACUGAGGCCUGUAUUUAUGUUAAACAACUACAACUACAUCCUUAAGUCUAUACAAAGAUCUGGAUUAUUGGAUCUCAUCCACACCUGGCAUAAAGAGGUGGGGCAGUAUUAUGAAGACAAGAUUCAGGAAGAAAAGAAGCACUAUUCUCAGAGCUGGAGUCGGGUGAUGCAUUACAUAUUGGAAGUCAAUGAGCCCAUGUCUAUGCAGAGAACACAGUCCUUGGAAACAGCAAAGUUGAAGGACAAAGAAAAACAGAACAUCAAAGACAAGUUUACAGGAUUCAACAAGGAAUUAGAGGAGAUCUUAAGAAUACAGAAAGGCUAUGCUAUACCUGACCAGGAGUUGAGGGAGAUGCUGAAGAAAGAAAACAGAGACUUCAUUGUACCAUCUUAUACUGUCUUCCUACAGAAAUAUGAGAAACUGAAUUUUACCAAGAACAGGGAUAAAUACAUCAAAUAUUCCAUUCAAGAUGUUGAAGCUAUUAUUGGAAAGUUCUUCGACACAUCUGCUUAGAUACUGAACCAAGAAAAAUAGAAAAAAAAAACCAUUCCGGUAUAGGCAAUCUCUGCACUAUUUGUGAAAUGCGCUUUUGAUGAAAUUGAUAAAAAGGAUCUAUUAAACUUACAUUUGCAUUCACCUCUACAUUUUAAAGACUAAGAGUUUUAAGGCACUGUAGAUCUAUGAUUUUUUUUUUGUGUGCUGUUGUCAAAGAAUAAUUGCUAACAUACAUGUGACAUUGUGAUUUAUAUAACAUAGGCAAAGAAUCAUUCAUGUUGUCACCUCUUCAGAAAUAAUGAAGAAAUUCUUUUAUCAUUAUCCACUAGUGUUGUGGAGAUUUGAUGUAAAGCAGUUCUUGACCUAGUUAAUUUAAGCUGCCAUUUAUCUACAAGAAUAGACGACCCAGUGGAACUUGGAUAAAAAUGUGGCAUGCAAUUAUAAAGGAGAACUAGUCAAAACUGAUAUUAAGGUCACUGGUGAUUGUAAAGUUAACUAUAGAUGGCAAGGCUUUCAGUUCAUUUUUCAUGUCUCCUCUUGCCAGUUGAGACUUACUAUUUCUGUAUUAGAUUUGUACACUACAUGUAAAGAACAUAGGUAUACAAGUUCCUAAGGCUUAUUGUAUUCAUUCACAUUCUACCAAACACCUGGCUUCUGUGUGUGGGAAUUGUGCAAUAGUUGAUAUGUAAGAUUUGAGCUUCAAUAAAUUAUGUAUACAUUA
Molecule: messenger RNA, 2858 nt
Organism: Ylistrum balloti
Lineage: Eukaryota; Metazoa; Mollusca; Bivalvia; Pectinida; Pectinidae
Product: exocyst complex component 7-like
Exons: 22
Coding region: 59-2155 (698 amino acids)
Biological process (GO): exocytosis
Cellular component (GO): exocyst
Molecular function (GO): phosphatidylinositol-4,5-bisphosphate binding
Source: RefSeq, a predicted model, not a curated record